Molecule: messenger RNA, 1184 nt
Organism: Astyanax mexicanus (Mexican tetra)
Lineage: Eukaryota; Metazoa; Chordata; Actinopteri; Characiformes; Acestrorhamphidae
Gene: dnajc15
Product: DnaJ (Hsp40) homolog, subfamily C, member 15
Exons: 6
Coding region: 41-493 (150 amino acids)
Biological process (GO): protein import into mitochondrial matrix
Cellular component (GO): PAM complex, Tim23 associated import motor
Molecular function (GO): ATPase activator activity
Source: RefSeq, a predicted model, not a curated record
GUCCCACAGGCGGACCCGUAGCUCUACCCCGGUGUGAAACAUGGCGAGCCCGAGCAGUGGCGUGGUGCUGGACAGUGAUAUGAUGAGAUACGCAGAGUACACACCGAAACCCAGCGCGCGCAGCGAGACAGACAUCGACAAGCGCUUCGGUGGGACACUCAUUGCAGUGGGGCUUGGUGUGGCGGCAGCAGGAUUUGCAGGCCGAUAUGCGUUUCACUUAUGGAAACCUCUUGGACAGGCUAUUACAGAAACUGCCAAAAAGUUUCCCUCUACGGCGUUCUCAGCAUAUUACAAAGGUGGAUUUGAGCAGAAGAUGACGAAACGAGAAGCUAGUCUCAUCCUAGGAAUCAGCCCAACCAGCACCAAGGCCAAGGUGCGAGAAGCCCACAGGAGGAUCAUGGUUCUAAAUCAUCCAGACAAAGGUGGAUCUCCAUAUUUGGCAGCGAAGAUCAAUGAAGCAAAAGAUCUGCUCGAGUCUGGCCUUCGGCAUUAACCUGACUGUCUUUGCUCUUCAAAGCUCCAUCCUCUCAGCUGUUUCCUGUUCGCUCUUAUCCUCUGUCUCUCUCUUUCUCUCUCUCUCACACACACUCACACACAUCCCUCCCCCCCUUCUGUACAUGAGCUCUCACUGACCAGCUUCCUCCUCUUCAUGCUGCCCUGCACUGACCCAGCCAGCUCACAGGCUCUGCAUCGCUGGCCUUUCAGCCAUGGACUGCUACCUCCAUCGAUGUGGAUCAUCAGACGUCAAGAGCAGAUCUUUCACGUUGAAGGACCUUUAUAUGUGAUAUAGUAAAUACGAUGUGAAUAUAAAGUUAUAUUGAAGGUAUGGUACUGUAUUUAAAUGGAACAUCCAGUGUUCGUUUUAUUUUUUAGAGUGCUGUAAAGGUGUGCUCUGUCUGUUGCAUUAUGGUGGUAAUUUAGCCAACUCUCUGCAGAUAUGUACGGGUGUGAAAGUGCUUUGAGUAAUCCAGAUGGAACAGCGUGUCAGAACACUCAUUAACUUAUUUAUGGAAUAAACUGUGUGUAUAAAAAAAGUAAAUGCCUCAUUGUUUUAUUGCUGUCAUGCUUUUUCCAUUGCCCAUGAUUUGUGAUGUAACAUUUUGAGACAUGGUGAUCACUAAGUUUCCUUAUGUCUUACUUUUGGAAUUGUGUUUAAAGAGGAUUUCUACAUUAAAAAAAAAAGC